Molecule: messenger RNA, 2334 nt
Organism: Clavispora lusitaniae ATCC 42720
Lineage: Eukaryota; Fungi; Ascomycota; Pichiomycetes; Serinales; Metschnikowiaceae
Product: ubiquitin-specific protease
Biological process (GO): protein deubiquitination
Molecular function (GO): protein binding; zinc ion binding; cysteine-type deubiquitinase activity
Source: RefSeq, a predicted model, not a curated record
AUGUCCGACUUUAUCGUUUCCGCAUGCACAGGAUUGAAAACCAAUCUUUCCCCCUCAGAUAAAAUUUACAAAGAUGACUGCAUGUUUUCUUUUGACACACCAGAAAACAACGCCAACGGGCUUGAUAUUUGUAUGUCCUGUUAUCAAGCUUUUGCCCGGGCUCCCCACAAAAACUAUACUGCAGAACACUACCAGGAUAAGAGACAUUCUCUUUAUGUCAACAUCACGAAGCGGUUAAAACCGGAAGAAGAAAGAAAGCGGAUUCUCGAUAAUGAGGACUCCACCCGCCAGACAAAAAUUCCUCGCUUGGAAGUGACUGAUCACGAGCAAGAUGAGUUUUACAAUGUCUUCAACUCAAUUUAUGUGGCCCCUUUAGACACGCUGGUUCCUCUAGAUGAAUGUCCUGAGCCGGCCAGCCUGUUGGCGCAACAAAUUCUAUUUUCCAACUCUGCAAGUACGAAUGACGAGAUCAAGACUUGGGAGCAGCAGGUUUUCCCCUGCGCACACUCAAGUAGCAUUGAGCAAACUUCAGCUACAGCAGAUUUUUCUCACUGUGCCUCAUGCGACUUGGGCGAAAACUUAUGGGUCUGUUUAACAUGUGCUGCGGUCGGGUGUGGCCGAGAGCAGUUUGGUUCCAGCUUGAAGGGAAAUUCGCAUGCGUUGGUCCAUUUUGAACAAACAGGGCACGCUGUGGCGGUAAAGCUCGGCUCUUUGGCUGCGGAUGAAGAUAGUUGCGACUGCUACUGCUAUAGUUGCAAUGAUGAAGUGAAAGUCCCUCAGUUAGGUGCCAAGCUUCUUCAAAUUGGCAUCGACUUGAACUCUGCAGUCAAAACAGAGAAAAGCUUGAUUGAGUUGAACUUGGAAACCAACAAAAACUGGCAGUUUAACCUUGACGGAGCUAACGGUGAUAAGUUAGAACCCGUUUUUGGACCAGGACUUACUGGACUAGCAAACUUGGGAAAUUCAUGCUACCUCAGUUCAGUGGUGCAGGCGUUGUUCAGUUAUGAGAGCUAUGAUAACUUUUUCAGAAACUUGCUGUUUGAUAAACAUGUCGCUGACCCAGCAAUAGACUUGCGCUCGCAAAUGCUUAAGCUUUACGAUGGUUUACUUUCUGGUAGGUAUUCGAAGCCUAACCCAUUGGAUAGUCAGGGCUACCAAGCAGGAAUUAAACCUUCGUCUUUCAAAACCCUCAUCGGAGCAGAGCAUGCCGAAUUCAAGACAAAUAAGCAACAGGAUGCUUACGAGUUCCUUCUUUAUCUCCUUGACAAGUUAGAUAGGGAGUACGGGCUCUCAUUGAACGAAGAAUUCAAGUUCCUAUUGACUUCGAAAGUCCUUUGUACUAACUGCAAGUCGGGAACAUUAUCCACAGAGCUCGUUGACAACGUUUCUGUCCCACUAGAGGAAAUAGAAGAGGGAAAAACUGAAGAAGGGAAACCGGUUUAUAAAGAAAUGAGCUUACCAGAAUGCUUUAAACGGUUUGCUGCUACAGAAGAAAUUGAAAACUACAAGUGUGAUACAUGUGGGGAAACUUCCACUGCUUUGAAAACGACUGGCUUCCGGAGCCAUCCUAAAAACCUCAUCGUUGGCGUGAACAGAAUUAAGUUGGAGAACUGGAUUCCUAUGAAAAAGGACGUCGCAGUUGACAUCCCAGACUCUUUGCAACUUUCUUCUCUUGGUGCACCUAGCUUUGAGCUGGGAGAAACGGAAGUGCUGGAAACACAAAAUUCAGCGUUUGUGCCUAAUGAAGAAGCCAUGUCAAUGCUUUCUAGUAUGGGCUUCGGCGAAGCUCGCAGUGCUCGAGCUCUUUUCCACACGGGCAACAAAAAUGCGGAAGAGGCAAUGAACUGGUUGUUUGAGCAUAUGGACGAUCCUGGAAUUGAUGAUCCUUUUGAUGUGUCAAAGGAACAAGAUGGAAACAGUGCACCGGAGAACCUUGAAGCUAUCGAUAAUUUAGUGGCCAUGGGUUUCAGUGCUCUUCUUGCCAAAAAGGCGUUACAUUUAAACGGAAACGAUGUAAAUGCCUCCGUGGAAUGGCUUUUCAGUAACCCAGAUGAUGAUGGAGUUAUUCAUGACAAUCAACCUGUGUUUAACAUUAAAGAAGAAUCCGAAAAAUUGAAGAAGAAGCUAUUAGAGGAGCCCAUGGGUUCUGGAAAUUACAGAUUGAAGGCUGUGGUUUGUCAUAAAGGCUCAUCCCCUCAUACGGGUCAUUACGUUGUAUUUGUGAGAAUCAAAGAGGAGUGGGUACUUUUUAACGACGAGAAAGUUGUUCGGUGUGACAACAAUUUGGAAGACAUGCGCAAAAAUGGCUACAUAUACUUCUUCUCCCAAGACUAG